Lactuca sativa (garden lettuce) is the source of this 1460-nucleotide messenger RNA. RefSeq names its product NAD-dependent glycerol-3-phosphate dehydrogenase family protein (gene GPDHP). Lineage: Eukaryota; Viridiplantae; Streptophyta; Magnoliopsida; Asterales; Asteraceae. Gene Ontology annotation, biological process: carbohydrate metabolic process; glycerol-3-phosphate catabolic process. Gene Ontology annotation, molecular function: NAD binding; glycerol-3-phosphate dehydrogenase [NAD(P)+] activity; protein homodimerization activity. Gene Ontology annotation, cellular component: cytosol. The record is from RefSeq and is a predicted model, not a curated record.
ACAACUUGAAUGUAGUAAGCAUCGAAACUGCCGACGACUACGUGUCUGUCUUCUCCGCCCGAGCCCCACCUCCUUCCUCAAUAUAUCUUCAAUUUCUCUUUCUCUUCUUCAUUUCAUUUCAAUUCAAUUACAUCUUUCUCUCUCUAGAUUCAUGGCCCCUGUUAACAACAUUGUACAAAUCAAUAACAAUGAUCACCCCCCAAAAUAUAAGGUUACAAUCGUUGGAAGUGGCAAUUGGGGUAGUGUUGCUUCUAAGCUCAUUGCUUCAAAUACCCUCAAGCUUUCUUCUUUCCAUGAUGAAGUGAAGAUGUGGGUGUUUGAAGAAACAUUACCGAGUGGUGAAAAACUCACAGAUGUCAUCAAUCAAACCAAUGAAAAUGUGAAAUACUUACCUGGAAUUAAGCUUGGGCAUAAUGUUGUUGCUGACCCUGAUCUCGAAAAUGCAGUGAGGGAUGCAAACAUGUUGGUGUUUGUUACCCCACAUCAAUUCAUGGAGGGUAUAUGCAAGAAAUUAAUUGGAAAGAUUAGAAGUGAUGCUCAAGCCAUUUCUUUGAUCAAAGGAAUGGAGGUCAAGAAGGAAGGUCCUUGUAUGAUCUCCACCCUAAUUUCCCAACAAUUAGGCGUUAAUUGCUGUGUUCUUAUGGGUGCUAACAUCGCUAAUGAGAUUGCAGUGGAGAAAUUUAGUGAAGCAACAGUAGGGUUUAGAGGAAACAGAGAGAUUGCAGAAAAUUGGGUGCAAUUAUUUAGCACUCCUUACUUCAUGGUCUCAGCUUGUCAAGAUGUGGAGGGAGUUGAACUAUGUGGGACUUUAAAAAAUAUCGUUGCCAUAGCAGCAGGGUUUGUGGAUGGAUUAGACAUGGGAAAUAACACAAAGGCUGCAAUAAUGAGAAUUGGGUUGAGAGAGAUGAAAGCCUUUUCAAAGCUCUUAUUUUCUUCGGUUAAAGAUAGCACGUUUUUUGAGAGCUGUGGUGUUGCUGAUCUUAUAACAACUUGCUUGGGAGGACGAAAUAGGAAAUGCGCAGAGGCUUUUGCUAAAAAUGGUGGCAAAAGAUCAUUCGAUGAGCUUGAAGCAGAGAUGUUGCAAGGACAAAAGUUACAGGGCGUAUCAACAGCCAAAGAGGUAUACGAGGUUUUGAAACACAAAGGUUGGUUAGAAAUGUUCCCAUUGUUCACAACCGUGCAUGAGAUUUGCACAGGCCGUCUACCGCCAACCGCCAUUGUUGAGUACAGCGAACACGCCCCGAAAUUUCCCAUUGCAGUCAACUCGGACGCAUUUCAAUGACUCAUAAAUCCAUCAACAAAGUAACAUGUACUCUAGUUUUCUAGUUCAUAAAUGUAAUCUUGAACUCGUUUUUUUGGUUUUUUUUAAGCAUUUGUUGAAUGAAAAAGGUAGAAUAAUGUUUCUACAUAAGGGAAUAUUGCCAAAUGCAAGUAUAUCUAUCAGGAAAGCUUUCCGAUUC